AUGCGCGCGGCCAACGCCUCGGAGGCGAUCGUCGAGCGCAUCAUCGCCACGCACCUCCGUCCCGGCAUCGCCAACCUCGCGCCUGGGACGGCGCACUGGUCGCCGCCCGAGCGCCUCGUCGAGGCGGCGCUGCGCGGCGACGGCGGGUAUGGCGACAUCCGCGGCGAGCCGGCGCUGCUGGCAGCGCUGCGCGAGGAGCACGGGCGCGAGCACGUCAUGGUGACACCCGGCGCCAACCAGGCGUUCGUGCACGCGCUGCUGUCCACCUGUGACGUCGGCGACGAGGUGCUUCUCUGGCGGCCCUACUACUUUUCGCACCUGGUCGCGCUUCAGCUCCUCGGCCUUGUGCCUGUCUUCGCCGACUGCGACGAGCGAGGCGAGCCGACGCACGACCUACAUCAAUGCCAUCAACAGUGCAGCCUCUGCUCUCCACUACGGGUAGGCCUGCCGACGCCCGGCGCCGUGCGCGCCUCCGCCUCGCGCCCCGGCGGCCGGCUGAGGGCGGUGGUGCUGGUCUCCCCGAGCAACCCGACCGGCGCCGUCUGCCCGGCUGAGCUCGUGCGAGAGCUGGGCGAGGCCUGCGCGCAGGCGUACGAGCACUUCACCUACGGCGCGGCGGAGCACGCCUCGGCGGCAGAGCUGUGCGAGGCGGGCGGAGGCGAGCUGCUCCUGUGCCUGCGCACCUUCUCAAAGUCGUACGGCCUGGCGGCGUGGAGGGUCGGCCACCUGUCCUACCCGCACCAGCUGCACGACGCGAUGCUCAAGGCGCGAGAUCACGCGAGAUCGCCCGAGAUCGCCCGAGAUUGCACGACGCGAUGCUCAAGGCGGUGGGACGCGCCGCCCACGCGCACGCGCGGGGGCUGGUGCAGCAAUGGGUGGUGGAUGUGUGGGCAGGCGCUGGAAGGGCUCGGCGAGGCGUGGGUUGCGACACUCGAGCCGGCGCGGGCGAUGUUGUGGGAGGCGCUGGCGCCGCUGCGCGGCGGGGGGGGCGCCUUGCAGCCCGCCGGCGCAUUCUACUACUUUGUGAGGCUGCCCGGCUGCAGCUCGCGCGGCGCCCGGGUGCUGGGCGAGGGAGGCGAGGGCGGCGAGGCGGCGGAGGAGGAGCGCAGCGGCCUGCUGCACGCCUCGCGCCUUGCCGACUGCGAGGCGGAGGAGGAGGCGGUGCGGCGGCUCGCGGCGGAGCACGAGCUGCUCACGCUGCCUGGCUCGGCCUUUGGGCGGCCCGGCCACCUCCGCCUCUCGUACGGCCGCCUCGCGAGCGCGGAGGAGGCGGAGCCGAUCGCUGAGAGGCUGCUUCGCGCCGCGGAGGCGCUCCGAGCGCGUUGGGGCGAGACCUGA
Molecule: messenger RNA, 1338 nt
Organism: Emiliania huxleyi CCMP1516
Lineage: Eukaryota; Haptophyta; Isochrysidales; Noelaerhabdaceae
Exons: 4
Coding region: 1-1338 (445 amino acids)
Biological process (GO): biosynthetic process
Molecular function (GO): transferase activity; pyridoxal phosphate binding
Source: RefSeq, a predicted model, not a curated record